CUGACGUCGACAGCCUGUCCUUUUUCACAAUGCUUGUUCCCUCCUGAUCUUCACAUAUCAUCCAAUACUCCUUGCAAAAAAUCAUCAAUCUACUUCUGUCUUCCAUUUCAUCGCAAACAUGGUGUUCAAGCCCCAACAAGACGCGUACGUGCUCGGCGUCGGCCUCACAGAGUUCCUCAAGCCCCGACGAACUCGCGACUAUGUCGAGCUCGGCUUCGAGGCCGGCGUGAAGGCCAUGAAGGAUGCGCAGAUCAACUACGACGACGUCGAGAUGGGCGUCGCCUGCUACUGCUACGGCGAGACCACCCAGGGCCAGCGUAUCUUCUACCAGUUCGGCAUGAGCAGCAUCCCCAUCUACAACACCAACAACGCCUGCGCCACCGGCUCGACCGGCCUGCACAUGGCCCGCACCAUGGUCAGGGCGGGUGCGGCUGACUGCGUGCUCGUCGUGGGCUUCGAGCAGAUGCAACCCGGUGCCAUCAAGGCUGGCUGGGAGGACCGUCCGAGUCCGAUGGGCUUGUCCGUGGACAUGAUGCGUGAGUCCCGGGGAAGGGACGACAAGUCUCCCCGAAAUGCUCAAUUUUUUGGCAAUGCCGGACGCGAGUACAUGGAGAAAUACGGCGCCCACGAGGACGACUUUGCCGAAAUCGGCCGCAUCAGCCACGAACACUCGCAACGCAACCCUUACGCCCAGUUCAAGAAGGCCUACACCCUGCAGGAAAUCAAGGACUCGGGCAUGAUCUACCACCCCGUCACCAAGCUCCAGUGCAGCCCGACGAGCGACGGAGCCGGCGCGGCCGUCAUCGUCUCCGCCAGCUUCCUCGAGAAGCGCGCACACCUCAAAGACCAGGCCGUCCUCAUGGCCGGCCAAGCCCUCCGCACCGACGACCCCAGCCUCUACUCCGGCAGCGCCAUGGACCUCGUCGGCUUCGGCAUGAGCAAGACGGCCGCGCAAGACGCCAUGAAGGAGGCGGGCGUGACCCCUAAAGACAUCAAGGUCUGCGAGCUGCACGACUGCUUCUCCGCCAACGAGCUCAUUCUGCUCGAGGGCCUCGGCUUCUGCGAAAAGGGCAAGGCGCACGAGAUGGUGCGCAAGGGCGACAUCACCUACGGCGGCCAAGUCGUCAUCAACCCCUCCGGCGGCCUGAUCUCCAAGGGCCACCCCCUCGGCGCAACAGGCAUUGCACAAUGCGCCGAGCUCUGCUGGCAACUCAGAGGCUGGGCCAACAACCGCCUCGUCGAAACCGACGUCGCCCUCCAACACAACCUCGGCCUGGGCGGCGCGGUCGUCAUCAACGUCUACAAGCGCGCGGACGGCAAGAAGAACCGCAAGCUGUCGGACGAGGAGAUCAUCAAGAACUCCGACUGGGACUACAACCCCGCCACCGUGGCCAAGUUCAUCACAAAGGCCGACGCGGACAAGGUGCGCAGCCGGAAGAACCGCUCCGAGUAUGCGAUUGCCGAUACGCAGGAGAAGAUCCAGGCCAGGCUGUAGAUGAAGAGGCCUCUUGGCAGAUUGCAUGUGCGGUGUGGAUGGGUUCAUUUCGUGUGGGCUAGUUGGUGGGUGUGAGAAUGGAUUGAGUAGAGCCAAUAUUCGACUAUUAUGAUAUUGCAAAGCUCUAGUCUCUUCUCUUUCGCUGCUUGGCUGCCUCUGCCUUGGUUGCCGGUGUAUUAUUGGCGUCUGUCAUGCGAUUCAUUCG
Messenger RNA from Neohortaea acidophila, 1700 nucleotides. Its product is annotated as thiolase-like protein. The coding region runs from base 119 to 1495 and encodes 458 amino acids. Gene Ontology annotation, molecular function: acyltransferase activity, transferring groups other than amino-acyl groups. NCBI's taxonomy places the organism in Eukaryota, Fungi, Ascomycota, Dothideomycetes, Mycosphaerellales, Teratosphaeriaceae. The record is from RefSeq and is a predicted model, not a curated record. The transcript has 3 exons.